Messenger RNA from Columba livia (rock pigeon), 3135 nucleotides. RefSeq names its product endogenous retrovirus group K member 8 Gag polyprotein-like. The coding region runs from base 18 to 989 and encodes 323 amino acids. The transcript is spliced from 2 exons. Gene Ontology annotation, biological process: viral process. NCBI's taxonomy places the organism in Eukaryota, Metazoa, Chordata, Aves, Columbiformes, Columbidae. The record is from RefSeq and is a predicted model, not a curated record.
UGCGGGAAACUAGCAAAAUGGGGAAUCAGACGAGUUCCCCUGAAAGAGACGUUUAUGAAUUAAUGAAAGCUUUACUUAAUAAGCAUGGGGGAAAAACCCUUUCGGGUCAGGACCUCAAGCUGAUCCUUAAAUGGGUCCAGGUUAAGAUCCCUACAGUUACUGCUUCUUCGAUUUUUACCCGGGAACUUUGGGACGAUGUACGGGUGAAAUUAUGGGAUGCAGCUACCUCUGGAAAUGAGGAAGCGCAACGUAUGCUCCCACGAUGGAGAAAAAUUUUUGAGACUGUGAAAGCGCAAGAGCAGAGCCAACGAGGUUCAGAAGGGGAGACAAAGCCCUCUGCACCAUCAUUACCGUCACCACCCCCCUUGGCCUGUGCAGCGGGGUAUCCCCCGGAGGAUGAUCCCUUUGAUCCCGGACCUGUUGAUCCCGAAAAAGAACCCGAUCUUUUCCCUCCUGAUCCUCAUAAUGUCUGGGGAGAGAUCAAACGCCAAGCCUUAAAGGAGGGGGAGUUAGAGAUAGCAAGGACUAUAGUAGCGCCUGUUAUAUAUCAAGGAAGGGGGGGGGCGGCUCAAUGGGAAGCAUUAUCCUUCUCAGUGAUUAAGGAGUUGCGUCGUACGGUUACCGAGCACGGGUUGUCUUCUCCUUAUUUUGCAAGCCUUUUAUCUUCUGUAUUCGAUACAUAUGUCAUGACCCCACAUGAUUUAAAAUCUCUCGCGCGAUUGUUAUUAACCCCGACGCAAUAUACAAUGUGGGAGUCUCAAUGGAGAACGGGGCUGCAGACAAUUUUGUUGGGGUAUGCGGGACAUGCGAAUGCUGCCCUAGCUGCCUUAACCAUAGAACAUCUUACUGGGACUGGGCAACAUGCAGACCCGGCCGGACAGGCAAGGGAUAUCCCCCGAGAAGCCUUAGAAGCAGUCCGGGAGGAAGCGAAAAAGGCAUUUCUCAUGCGGCACUGUUCAAUCUGUUACAAGAACUCAUUUUCCUGUUAGAUUCCCGCCUUCACCCUUAUUUUAUUAUGCAUGUCCGAUCUCACACUUCUCUACCUGGUUUUAUUGCAGAAGGGAACCGACAAGCGGAUUUGCUUACGCUACCAGUGCAGGUGUUACCAGAUCGAUUAGCGCAAGCUCGACUCAGCCACUCCUUUUUUCAUCAAAAUGCUGCAGGCCUUACGUUUGUUAUUAAAACAAAAAGGGGGAAUAGGGGCUGCUACACCAGAGGAGCGCUUACAGAAAGCCUUGUAUGUUUUUAACUUUUUGAAUUGUUCCCUGUUAGACAGCAAUCCUCCAGUAGUUCGUCAUUUUAGCACAAACACCCUUUUUGAACCCAAGAUUAAGCCGCCAGUAUUGAUCCGGGACCCCGAAACAGGUAAAGUGAUGGGACCCUAUCCCCUUGUUACAUGGGGUAGAGGCUAUGCUUGUGUUUCCACAGAGAGAGGUCCUCGCUGGAUCCCAGCAAAGAACGUGAGACCCUUCCGAGAAACAUUGCAACGGCAGUCUCCUGAUAACGCUCCAGAACCUGCGUUCGAUGAGGAGAACGUUGCUCCCGAAUGAAUUCCGUCUCAGAAACAGAUAAGCGAGAGCUUCAAUGUCCAGACUGCGAAGUGUGCAAUUUCUGGAUCCUUAGAAUUUGUGCUGACUGCGAAAGACCACAGUGGGAACUGACACUUUGGGGCUCCUUCCCUCCACAGGGGGAAUGGGAGAACAUCUCAAAUCGCGAAAAUUGCUCUAAUAUGAGUCCGGAGAUUCUUCCUGUUAACGGGACUGGAGUGGUCUAUUUUGGUGAUAGCUGGACUGGGUAUUUGAUUCGAGAUGGUCACAAAGAGACAUUAGAUUCACUGAUUCAUUAUCAAAACGUGUCAGGUAACUCUGGUCAUUGGAACAUUUCGAUGAAUACAGGGACUAGAGAUGUGGCCAAUAUCACUGGACAGGUAAGGUUGCCAAAAGGCUAUUUCUUGAUUUGUGGAGAUAGAGCAUGGCCCGGAAUUCCUUUUAAACCUGUGGGAGGACCUUGUUAUAUUGGGAGACUUACGCUGUUCGCACCCCAUAUGAGGGACGUGCUUAAUCGUUCCCUGAGCAAUAGUACCAGAUCAAAAAGGUCAUUGCGACAAUUACAACCAGAUUGCGAUGAUCACAUCAAUUUAGGGUCUUUAGGAUCUACUAUAGCUCUGUCCCUAUUUUUGCCUGGUGGAAUGGCCGCAAGCAAUUGGAAUAAAAUAAAACAAUUGGCAUGCUGGGCUGUCAAAGAAUUUAACACGACCUCUGACAUUUUGUCAGGAUUAGCUCAAGAUGUAGAUAGCUUACGACAUGUAGUCUUACAGAAUCGUGCCGCCAUAGAUUUCCUUUUACUAGCCCACGGACAUGGAUGUCAAGAAUUUGAAGGAAUGUGUUGCAUGAAUCUAUCUGACCACUCUGUGAGCAUUCAUAAACAGAUUGCAGAACUACGAGAAAGGAUUCACAAUGUGCAGGAAGGAAUGGAUGGACUCGAUGGGUGGCUAGCUUCUUGGGGAAUUACAGGGUGGAUAAAAGAUUUACUUAAACAGGGAAUUUUGAUCCUUUUAGUAAUUUGUGUAUUAUUACUAACGAUUCCAUGUAUUUUGCAGUGCUUACAAAAGUCGAUAACCGCUUCAGUAAAUAAGAUUUUUCUUGUACAAGCACAAGACCUCCCGAAAACUCCCAGUACAGAAGCAAGACGUCCUCGAACUGGUUGGGCGCCGACCUUGGGAAGAAGCAAAUGUUUGAAAACAAAAAGGGGGAGAUGUGGGUUAUCUUGGCUGUAUUUAUAGGCAAUGUGCUGAUUUUAGUUAUUGGACCUGCUGUGUUAGCAUGGGAAGUUACUGGGGGGUUGUGGAAAAUUACAGCCGAUGGGUGUAAGAACAAAGCACAGGAACUGGUGGUUUGGCAACAGUAUCUUGUUAUAGUCGCGCGAAGCUUUCCUAACACGAAAGGCAUGUAGUUACAAGGACCUAAGAUAAGAUAUGCAUGCUUUCUUACUAACCUAUCAUGAGCUCAGCUUUUGUAAUAUGUAUGAGCUAAUUAGUUGGUAUACCAAUCAGUAUAAUCCACGAUAGUAGUUGUAAUGUAUGUAACAGUAUAAAAGGAUUGUGUAGAGAACAAUAAAGUGGACACUUUGCUUGCA